Messenger RNA from Schistosoma turkestanicum, 1379 nucleotides. Lineage: Eukaryota; Metazoa; Platyhelminthes; Trematoda; Strigeidida; Schistosomatidae. The record is from the annotation of a GenBank genome assembly.
AUGGAAAAUAUUCAAACAUUUUUGAAUGCAGCUGUUGCAUAUGGUGUACCUAGAGCUAGUUUAUUUCAAACAGUGGAUUUGUAUGAAUUACGCAAUAUGCCACAAGUUUUAAAUACAUUGCUACAACUUGGAACAGAGUGUCAAAGAAACAACUUCAACGGACCAGUAUGUGGUCCAAAGCCAACUUAUGAAAAUAAACGUGAGUUCACGGAAGAACAGCUUAGAGCAUCGGAAGGUAUAAUUGGUUUACAAGCUGGAACUAAUAAAUGUGCCAGUCAAGCUGGAAUGAGUCAUGGUGGACCACGACAUAUUACAGAUAUUAAAGUAGAUGCUGCUUCAAAAGAAAGUCAAGGUGUUAUUGGUCUUCAGAUGGGUUCGAACAAAGGUGCUAGUCAAGCUGGCAUGAGUCAUGGUGGACCACGACAUAUUACAGAUAUUAAAGUGGAUGCUGCUUCAAAAGAAAGUCAAAGUGUUAUUGGUCUUCAAAUGGGUUCAAACAAAGGUGCCAGUCAGGCUGGAAUGAGUCAUGGUGGUCAAAGACAUAUAGCAGAUAUUAAAGUUGGUGAUAUGUCAAAAGAAGGUCAAGGUGUGAUUAGCUUACAAAUGGGUGCAGGUAAAGAUCAAGUCGCUUCACAAUCUGGUAUGAGCUUUGGAGCACAACGUCAUAUUGUUGACUCACAUUAAGCGAGUACCCACUAUUGGUCUAAUUUUUUAAUUUAUCUUAUGAAGCUUAUCGCUUAUUUAUGAAUGUGCAUCAUCAAAAUUAUCAUUCCCAAAUUUGCCUUUCUGCUGUUAUCAUUAUGCUUGUCAUUGAGUAUUUUUCAUAUGACCACUAAAAAAAUUGAUCAUCUUUGCGCUUCACAGGAUAUUGAUGAUAAUAAAGAGGAUGAAUUUGUUCAGAGAAAAAUUUAUCAAAUCUUAUUAUGAGCUAAUCUUCAAUUCAUUUCGGGGGUUUUGUUUUUUCCGUCAGAUAUAAAUCACAUUUUCAACCAAUCAUAUUCAGAGAAGAACUAUCAACCAAUCAGUGGAACUAUUUGUUAAAUUUAUAUGAGACAAAAGUCAAAAUGAUAUUUAACAUUGUCAAACAUAUUCACAUUAAAAUGAAACAAUGAAAAAUUGUUUAAUUUUCUACUUUUAAAAAAAUAUUCUUGAUUCAAAUAUUGACAAGAAACAAAGUUUUCAUUUGCUAAUCAAUUUUUCCAAGUCUAUUUAUUUCAAUUGUAGUAUUUUAGUCCUUUUGUCUUUUUCAGAAAAUUAUGGUUCUGAUUGAUAAAAAUUUUAAUCAAAAAUAACUUUUUUUAAAAUUGUUUUGCAUGUAUCUCACUUCUAUCAAUGCUGCUGUUCUGUUAUUACUAUCAAUAAAAAGAAUUUUGUAAUGA